ACGCUAAGCCAAUCAGCAACAGCCCCUGACAUUCAAGAUGGCACCAUGGCCUGAACAAGGCAACGAACCCAAGGCACCUGACAAAAGUUGUAAUAAAAGUGGUGAGAACAGUUCGUUAGAAGCCUCUAAAGUGAACGUAGGAAAUACAGAGGAUUCAGAAGUCAAUACCACAACCGCCAAGUGUGACGAUAAACAGGCUGAUGAUCAUAAUGCCCAUGUAUCAAACUUGGAUGAUGGUCAGUUGAGAGCUCUCCUUGACGAGGCUAUUGCCUACAAGUGCCCUAAGGAUAGGGAAGGCAAAAGCAACCUCUUCAGAGAACUCCUGCAGGAGGCAGAAGCAAACGAAGACGGGGACACUCGUCGGGGAUUGGCAGGGGUGGGUGGGUCUCGUUAUUAUAGCAAUAGCAAUCGUCGCAGAGGCCGUCGAGAUGCUCAGGUGUCUGAACGGCAGCAUCGAGGUGGCUCCUUGCAGAACUUAGUGCAUGCCUCAAAUGCUGAAUUUGAUCCUGCUGCAGGUUUCGGUGGGUAUCACAGUGGGGGCAGUCGCUCUGCUAGGAAAUCAAAGCGUUUAAGUACUGGCAGUGGUUCUUACGGAAGUGGUUCAGGUGGCAGUGGCAUUGGGAGAGACUGUGGUGGUAUUAGUGUCAGUGCUCGGCAACGAGAGGGAGGUUCCCUGCCCAGUAAUGUGAAUGUGGGUGGUAUGCUGACUUUGAGUGGACUAGACUAUCAUACUACUCCAACAUCCUUGCCUUUUGAUGACAUUAAAUCUUGCAAGCAAGUUGCAGCCAGGCGGAAAGAGUUCAUUCAUUCCUCCUCCUCGAAUGAAUUUACGUCAAUGCCUGUCCAAGCUUCAACAAUAAACUCUUCAGGCAGUGGUAGUGGUGGUGUUGAAAGUGGCAGUGCGUUGGUACCAAAUAACAGUUGCAUAGCUCCAAAACCAGAAUUCAUGGUGUUGGACCUAGGAGACUAUGUUGGUGAGAACACAGGAGAAAGCAAGGGUGGCAACAGCAGCAGUGUUGGUUUGUCAAAUAAUGUUACCUCAACCAGUAGUGCAAACACGGACAAUGGUCUUUCCACUGCAUCCCAAAGCGAAGAGAAGAAGAGUCCAACAGGAGACAGCAAUGGUGCAGAAGAAGGACUUGAAUUGGAGGUGCUUCAACGAGCAGAGGUGACAACUCGGGUGCCCAACUAUACCAGCAGGGCUAUGCUGGAAGUUGGCCAUGGAGAAAAGAAAAGCACUAGCUUGAACGCAGUAAAUGCUACAGACUCUGUAGGAGAGGUUGAUACCACAGUCACAUUUCCUCUUGAAAUUCUUCAGUGCAGUGAAAAAACGAGUAGUACUCCUGCAGUGAAUGGUGUUGAACAAAAUUCAUUACAAUUGCAAUCUUCCUACACUUCUGUCAAAUCUGUUAUGAGCUCCAGCAGUUCAAGUUCCGGCCCUAGAGAUGAGAAGUCCCUCAUUAGUAAAGGCAGUGAUAUUGCAAAGCGCUCUGCAGGUUCAGAGUCUAUAGGUAAAGCUGCUGCAGCAUCGGCUGCAGCACCCACGUCUGCCGCCAAUGCGGCGGCGAGUGCCAUGCCCAUGUUGUCCAUGCAGCACCACUUGAGUGUGCUAUCGCUUCCUCCGACCAGCUGGAUCAAUGCUCCUCUAGUCCCUGGUAAGACGGACUGCCUCCGUGCCGCGUCCCUUGCCUCCGAAAGAGCCUGCCUGCGAGCGUCGUUGGCCUCUGAUGUGAACAGGCUCACUUUUACUCACGGAAGCAGCAAGGACUGCUCUGGAGAAUCAAAGAUAUCUUUAUUAGUUCUGAGAAAGUGGAGUAAAGAAUAUUAUCCAUUGCAGAACAAGUCUCUAGAUGAGAAUGGCAAUGCUGUAAAUCGUUUGGAGUCAACUAAUAGCAAUAGCACUGAACGAAAAGGAAAACAGAGGAAGACAAAGACAAACAAUGAUCGAAAUGUAAUUAUGUCUCAGAACAUUGAAGGAUACCGUGGUGACAAAGACAUUGAUACAGUUCUCAAGUUCAUUGAAUCGAAUUCUGAUGGUAAAGGAACAAACAAAACAAAAAAUGCAACAUCUCACAGUAAUGGUCCAAUGAACUUUAGCAGCAAACAGCAGCGAAAUUGCAGUAGACUGAUUGGAUGUGGGACAAAACCACGUCGUGAACGAGGAGCAGAGGAUCCUAGCGGGGAUGAAGAUCGUGUGGGGAAAGGGCGAGCUGGAACAGGAAAACAAGUGACCAAAGAGCAUCGCGGUAAGGGUUCAAAGUUGAAAAAAUCGAAUAGUCUUGAAGAAAUUUCAAAGACAAAAUUAGAAGAUCUUACUUCAAAUUCUAAAGAAGGUAGUGAGAAUGGAGUGACUGGAGAAGCUGGAAAUAAUGAAGAGGGUGCCUCUGAACUGGUGAGACGUCCCAAAAAGCAAUCAACUUUAGAUAAUGGAGAGUUUUAUGGUGAAAAGGGAAGAGUAGGUGAUAGACGGUCUUGGGGGACAGAGGAAGGUCAACAAUAUUAUUGUAAUGAUGGUGUGACAGUGUCAGCUGAUGAGAGUAGUAGUGGGAGUGGACAGACUAGUCGGAAGCGUAGAGGAAACUCCACAGUUACAAGUUCCCUUACAAGUGAUGAAAAGCGCAAGAGUGAAAGAGAAGAAGGUGUCAGUGCUACAGCUGUUUCAGUUGGUGGUGGAUCUGGUGCUAGUGAAGAAACAGAAUUUCAUGUUGUUAGAAAGAAGUACAGGCGAAAUAAGAGGAGAAGCAGUAGUGGUGGUCGUGGAACAAGUGCUAGUACUGGGGGAAGCAUUUUUGGUGAUGAUAGUUGGCGCCCUUCCUGUCCUAAUUACAGCACAUCUUAUUACCAAAAUAGGGAUGGUGGAGGGGGUCCAUAUUACCAAAGGAAAACAUUCACUAAUACUAGCAGUGGUUUCCCACCGCACGACAGAACAGUAGAAAGAGAUAGUGGUGGAGUGAUGUUAUACACUCAGUAUAGGCAUCACCGCCCACGGUCACCAGACCACUUACGUCGUAAAUCUACUUCUAGUAUGCCUCCAUCAGAUAAGUCUGAUAGCAGUGAUUUGGAUAGUGUACAUUCUCUUCCAGUUUCUUCAACCACGCCAAAGUUGACAUUGGAUCAAACAUCAACGUCAAGUGGUUCCACACCGCAGGCAUCAUAUGCUGACAUUGCUCGAAUGGCUUCCACUAAUGUCCCACCAGCUCCUACUCACACCCAUAAUUAUGUAACUAUAAAUCUCAAUGCAAAUCGGUGGCCUGUAAUGGGAAUGCCCAAGAGUGCAGCGACAACUACUACUACUGGUGUUGUUACUACAUCAAAUACAAAUCCAGUUUCAGUUCCCUCCUCUUCCAGUUCAUUGGUUAUUUCACCAGUAGUUAGUAGUAAUCCUCAGUUCAUCACUGGACCAAAAUUGAAUAUAGGUGUUCCCCCAGUGAGUGGUUCAAAAGUAGCUGUUUCUGCAAGUAACUCUGCUUUGGGAUUGCAAAACACAAACCCAUCAACAGUUCCUGUUGCUCCGGGAGCAACAUCUGAGGAUGUAGAUCAAGCUUCAUCUCGAAGGGAAUCCGAUGCAGUUCGUUCAUCUGAACAGAUUCCUGUUUGCAAGGUGCGAUCUACUCAUUCUCCACCAACUGACACUCGAACAAAGAAAGAUGCAAUGACAAAUACAAGUUUAGAUUAUGGUACAGUCUCCCCUUGUUCUUCUGAAGAGAAGGAUACAUGUCAAGUGCAGGGCAAUGGUUCUAGACCUGUGGAAACCGUAGUGAACUUCUUGCGAGAUGGAGAAUAUCCAUCACUGGAAGAAAGUUUAGGUUCAGAUAAAUCAAAAAGUAUGAAAGUUAGUCAACUUCAUAGUACUCAUUCACAAUUUCUAGGUGAAAACAAUUCAUUACUGACUAGUUUUGUUAAUAGUCCUAAUAAAGAUAAGUCUCAGAGUUCUCAUGUUAACUCUAAUAAGAAAGCAAAUAGUUGUGGCAGCCGACCCCCUGUGAUUAUUAUGGAUGAAAGCGAUCAAGUAUUCCCUUACAGUGAUGGAUUAGCGACUGUUAGUGAAUUGACUUUCGGGUUUGAAGUGAACGAACAGUUAUUAAUGUCUGACACUACUGAAGAUGUGGAGGGUAAAGUUGGGACAUCAGUAUUUGUGCCAGACAGUACUCCUAGUGUUGUUGAGGAAGCAAACCCAGCGGCUGUUUCUACUACUGCGUCGUCAGCAACUAUUAUUUCCUCGCCUGGUGAAGACUUCUCUGCAAGGUACCGGGAACCUCUUACUCAACCAGACAACCAUGAUAAAAUUGUCACCUUUGUUGGAUUGGCAUGGGAUGAUGUAUUGAAAGAAAUGAAUGCUUCACCAAUCCAUUCUGGUGGCAAGGUUCAGUACUAUAAUGGCCAGUAAAAAAAAACUUCCAUUUCCUUUUUUCCCUUGUGUGGCAUUUUAAUAUCAUGUGGUUAAUUGGUUAUAUAAUUAGUUGAGUUUUUCUUUAAAGCAUCAGCAAAUUUCUUUAAGUGCCCUAAUGAUCAGGAGCUUGUUGCAUUUAUGCAUAUAACUUUGCCAUCUGCCAGAGGGGACAGAUAGUGAUGCAAGAGUGUAUAGGCUCUGUGCCUGAAAAUGUUAUUGUUUACCAGAAAACUAUAUCUCUAAAGACAUUGUGACAAUGCUAAGAGCUUAUAUAGAUAGACCCAUGAUGGAGAAAGUGUUAUGAGAUUCACCAGUGAAGGUUUUAUAAGACUCGUAUAAUUUUAAUUUAUAAAUAUUACUCACAUAAUUCUGGUGAUAACUUAGUCAUGAAGUGGACAUGGAAAAAGUCAUGGUUGAGUGACAGUGAUCUUGUUAUUGUGAUGUUACUUUGUUUUUCGUGAAAACUGAAGAAAAGUUGGUAGGAAAUAUAUUUAUGAACCAAAAAAGAUUUGAAAGUUUUAUUAGUGACAAUAAAGGAAUGCGAGAAAUUGUUUGGUUUAGUAUAUUCCACAGAAACCAUUUAGGAGAUUAACUGAAGUAUAAAAAGUGAUUGGUGGUGAUUGUGCAUGUUGUAAAACAAAGAGCUUGCUUCAAAUGUUGCAUACUAAAUGAUGAGUUAACUAUCUGCAAGAGAAAAGGAAAGAUGUACAAUAUGGUGGUUUAUAUUGUAAGAAAUAAGUUCGAAAAUGUUCUGAAAAAGCUCUUGGAUAAGAAAGUGUACUUGGAUUUAGUUGCAUUGUUUGAAGAAUUUAAAAUCUGCCUUGUACUAGCUUUUCUUCCAUAGAAGAGAGUACAAUUUUUGGUUUAUAAUGUGUUGGCAUUUAUAAUUCAAUUUAUUAUUGUGUGAAUGUGUGUUUCAUUUGUAGUCAUCUUUUUUUUUUCUUUUUUUUUUUUUUAAUAUACAUACAUGAACAUAUAUUCUAAACUUAUGUAGUAAAUUAGAGCAAGAGUGAAGACUGGUGAGGAAAAAUCAAUUGAAUGGUUUGUGUGGAAGAAUUUGGAAGAUUCAAGAUUGUUACCAAGUUUUUACGAACGUUCACAAUGAGUAUUUUUGUCUCCCAUUCGUUCGGUUGCCUAAUUGUUAUGCAUCAUAUGAGUGAAUGUAACUUCAGGCUUUCAGAUUGAUGCAUGUGGGGUUGAUAAAAUGUGUGAAAGUAGUCAUUUUUCUGAAGAGCAAGUACCUUAACAAUUUCAUUCAGGGCCAAAUAAGGGAAGAUGCUGGAUGUGUUUGGUUUCUUGAGUGGAUGUGCAGUUCCUGUGCUGCUUUUGCAGCCUUUAAAGGUAGAGCAGGGGGUGCCCUGCUGUGUCCCCUCUUGUUUGCCAUUACAGUUUGUACAGCUUUCAAUUCUGUUGCAGCGUUUUUUCUGUGGAAACUACUAAAAACUCUAUGAACUUUGUAUUAGUUAAAAUGUUGACAAAUUUUGGUCAGAGUUGCUUGAUGUGUAAGUGCAUUUUCUGUUGUUGAUUUUGUUUUUUGUUUUUCUGAUGGGUCGAGAAUGUGGCUUAAAGACAUUUCCUUUCAUGCAGUCCGACAGCAGUACUAAGGAUCUAUGCUUUCAAACUAGACAAGUUUUCAAUAAAAUAUAAAAAGAAAUAAAAAAAAUGGAAACACCAUUUCCCCAUAUACAAAACAUAUUUCAAAAAAAUUAUAAUGAAGCUGUAAUUUGCAUUUCUUGUGGUAUAUUACUUGCGAAUUAUGACCAGGUGGUUGUUGCUGUGCAGUAUCUCCAAUUCGCCUCAAUAUGCUUGAAAGAAAAUAAAAUUCCUGAUUCUGUAUUACAAAAGGUGCACUUUGAAUUAAUACUCUGGUGAAACUUGUAAUUUACUUCAAGAAAUGUUUAAUCAGGCUUUCCUAGAUAACAAAGCUAAGAUACAAAUUGUAAGGUAAAGUAUGCAGUGUGUAAAAUAAGCUCUAAUUAUUCAAUAAAUUGCUUGUUGCAAAACCUGGAACUUUAAGCUGUUACAAUGUCAUAGUUCUUCAGGGACUUGGUACGACUUAAAUCUUCAAUGUCAUGUGAAAUGGAGAAAAAUUAUCCGAACAGCUGUAUAUUUAUUUGAAAUUACAAGUUCCAAGCAGUCACAUAGUGAAGCAACAGUCUAAUCCAACCGGACUUAGUGUUGCAUUUUCUGUACACCAAGAAGUAGUGUGGUUACUAUAUUUUUCUACAGAUGUUGACAGAUUCUUGGUUUCAUUUUGAAAAUGGUGUUCUGGCAAUAAAGUAUGAACUUGUAGUUCUGUGUGUAAGUAUUUAUAUUGUUUCCUACUGCUAUUAUUGUGCAGAUUUUCAAUCUAAAUCUGUUAAUGAUCAUCUGGACAAAUUCAUUUAUUUUUAUCUCUAUUGGUUGAACCAUUCUCGUGUUAUGUAUAGUGUUCUUCUCCACAUAUCUCGCCAUAACUUGUAUGUGGAAGUGUGUUAAACCAAAGACUGCAAGUGCCACUGUUUUUGGAGUGUGUGUUAAGCAGACCAGUUGGGUUAACUUCUUGGAAUUGGACGACUCAAAAAAAAAUUCGAAAUUUUGUGUCAAGAUGUUUUAUUGAAAUUUGCUUCAAAGUGAACACAGCUAUAUCAGUAUAUCAUACAAAAGCAUACAUUUAUGUAAAAUGGAUCUCAUAAACAGAAGGUGUUUUAAAGGCCUGGGAAAUAGUGUGCCCUUGACUUCUAGAUUAUACAUUAAUGUUAUUCUAUGAUUUUCUGUUUUCCAUCAGAGUGUUAACUAAGUCAGUUUUUUUCUAGGUGUUAUUUUGUGAGAGAUUGAACUUAACUGAAUGUGAACCAGUGACUCACAGGAAAUUUUUACUCUAUACACUUAAAACCUUUAUUCUUCAAUAAUCAGUUGCUUUCUAUUUCUUUAGAAUUGGAAACUUAUACUUAAUUUGGGAUCCAACAUUGGCCAAGAAUAUGGAAUAAAUUCUGUUUUCGCAGGCAGCCACUUGCUAUUUUUACUUGUGGGUUGGCAACCCUGUAUAACAUUGUAUUUGUUGCAGGCUUGAAGACAUUUGGAAAAUGUGGAAAUGAAAUGUGCUGAAUAUUUGUUAAUAAGGAAUCUAUGCUGAAAACUGACAUGUCCGUAUAAAUCAUUCUGACCUUUGGUUAAUUGUGUCAAAAUAUAUUUGUGCUGUGUUGUGAAUUUAGAACAAAUAUGACUACUUAAAAUAUACAAUUUCAUUUCACACUGCAUUAAAUUAAUUUCAGUACUUUGUCUAUAUUCUAGACAAAGUUAUUUUAUUUAAUUUUUCCUAUUAGCAUACUUUAAAAAUGUUCCUACACGCAAAACUUUGCAAAUUGAUUUCAGUGCCACUGCUGAAGGUAGCUUUUGGAACUUAAAGGCUCAAAAUAAGUUCUAUUAAAUAUUGUUCCAUUUUGAAUCCCGUUGCCUGUUUGCCGCCUAUUGAGUUACCAAAAUUUGUAUAUUGAAAGUCGUAUUUGUUAUAAAUUCCUCUUAUAUAAAUAAGCAAUAUUUAUAUAUAAAUAUAUAUACACUUAUAAAUUUGAGUCAUAAACAGUUAACACAUGACUGGCCUUUUAUUUAUUUGAGUUCCUAAGAGUUGAUGGUUGGCUGUGCACUCCUUUCCUUUUCCUCUGUUUUGAAUCACAUUUUCUUGAUGGCAAAUUAGAGAUGCUUUUGAAUCAAAGGUCGCAAUGGUUUGUAUGGUUUAGGUGAACGAGUGUUACCUUUGUAGGGUUGAUUAGGACAAUGUACAGAGAUUGUUAAUACAUGGAUAAAAGUUGUUCAGUAAUGAAUAAAAGUUAUGAAAAAUCAAUUGCUUUCA
Gryllus bimaculatus (two-spotted cricket) is the source of this 8222-nucleotide messenger RNA. The record is from the annotation of a GenBank genome assembly. NCBI's taxonomy places the organism in Eukaryota, Metazoa, Arthropoda, Insecta, Orthoptera, Gryllidae.